Molecule: messenger RNA, 4084 nt
Organism: Tribolium madens (black flour beetle)
Lineage: Eukaryota; Metazoa; Arthropoda; Insecta; Coleoptera; Tenebrionidae
Gene: lqfR
Product: clathrin interactor 1
Exons: 6
Coding region: 103-4068 (1321 amino acids)
Biological process (GO): endocytosis
Cellular component (GO): clathrin vesicle coat; plasma membrane; endosome
Molecular function (GO): clathrin binding; phospholipid binding
Source: RefSeq, a predicted model, not a curated record
CGGUUGGCGAACCUGUCGUGAUGUCAUUGCUGGGAAAUAUGGCCGACUGAUCGCCAAGUCAUCUUUUGCCAAAUAAUUUCCACUUAUCUCAAGCUAAGAAAAAUGGAAAAUUUAUUUAGUAUGUGGAAAGUGCGAGAACUCGCAGACAAAGUCACAAAUGUUGUUAUGAAUUAUACCGAAAUUGAAGCAAAAGUCAGAGAGGCCACAAAUGACGAACCAUGGGGCCCUACAGGACAAAUCAUGCAAGAGUUGGCACACUCCACAUUCACUUAUGAACAUUUCCCUGAAGUAAUGUCAAUGUUGUGGAAAAGAAUGUUUCAGGACAAUAAACAACACUGGAGGCGAAUUUACAAGUCUCUGUUGGUACUGAAUUAUUUAGUAAAGAAUGGAUCUGAACGUGUCGUUACUUCAGCAAGAGAGCACAUUUAUGACCUUAGGUCUUUAGAAAAUUUUAGUUUUAUUGAUGAUUUGGGGAAAGACCAAGGGGUUAAUAUUAGACACAAAGUUAAGGAACUUAUAGACUUUAUCCAAGAUGACGACCGUUUGAGAGAAGAACGGAAAAAGGCCAAAAAGAAUAAAGAUAAAUACAUUGGAAUGAGUUCAGAUAUGAUGGGCAUGAGGCUAGGAAGUCAAGAGAGAUGGGACGACAAGCCCCGAGACUACGGCGACCGCGAUUGGGAGGAGCCGUCUUCCGGUGCAAGCCGAUACCGCGACCGGUCCUUUGAUGACGAAUAUGACAUUGAUAAGGAAGAUAGCGAUACAGAAUCGGCCCGUAAUCACACGAACCGUAAAUACAAAGAUAACGACCCAAGUCCCACCGAAAAACGCGUCAAUAUCAACAUAAACUCAGCCAUCACAAACUCUCCAAAAAAAUCCAUGAAACCGUUAAAAAAAGUCGAUCUGGGGGCAGCUGCGAAUUUUGGUCGCGAUGCUAGUCAAAGUCCUUUGCCACAAACAAACGAUUUAAUCGACGAUUUCAACCCUCGCGCUGACGAAGAGGAGAAAAAAUCGACGGAAUUCGGUGAUUUUGAGGCAGCUUUUGGAUCAAAUACGACGACGACGGCGACGCCGAAUUCCAACGACGAUUUUGCUGAUUUCAGUUCGGCCUUUUCACAGAAUAACACCGACGUGAAUUUGAUGAACCAAAAUCAGAAUUUAUUCAUGCCGAAUGUCAUUCCGCCCCCCAAUAUGGGAAUACAGCAGCCGACAGUGGGGCCGGGAAAUCUUAUGGGGGCGCAGACGAUGCCGGUGAUGGGAGUGAAACCACAGAAUAGUAAUGAUUUGUUGGGGGAUUUGUCGGGAUUCAGCGCCUUGAAUAUACAGCCUCAAGCAGGAUUCGGGAAUGUUCCGAAUAAUAAUCCAGGUCUCUUAGGGACAGCGCCGAGUCUAUUGGAUGGAGAUCCAGUUCAGGAAGUGUUGUGUGAUCGUGAUUCAGGAAAAAAUACAGUGGAAAAACAUUUACGAGAUGCUAGUGCCACCAUUAUGAGAAAUUUGAAUCGAAUCAAGAAAAUUUCGUCACAAAGUGAUAUCGACGUUAUCAUCAGCAGUCUUGAUAAAUUUUUACCACUAUUACCAACUCUAACGGUACAAAAAUUACUCAAAAUUGAUUCAACAGAUUUAAGCCACUUUGCUGAUCAAGAAUUUCGGUAUCUUCUAGAUACUUUAAUUGCUAAAUUUGAUCAGAAUUUUCCACUAAACGACGGACAGGUUUAUAAAGAAAUGAAAAAUUUAUUUUCAGUGGAAGAUUAUCAUUUCUUCAGAGUGACUUAUGAUGUCAUUAUAAAAAAUUUAAAAAACAAAGAUUUGAAAAUUGUGAAUUCACUCAGUAUUUUGGCUGAAAUAAGCCUGAAAAGUGAGGGUUGUUUCUCCCUAAUUUUACACAAUUUUUUCACAAAUGAAGAUCUGUGGCAAAACGACGUGAAAGUAUUAAUUACGUUCCCAAAUCGAAUUUCUAAUGCCCUUCAAGGCCAAUUCAACCGAUUUUUUAAACCCAACGAGUAUUCAAAAUUCUUGAUUUUCAACAUAAUCAAAGUGAUAGAAUUUUCAACCGACUUGUUACUCCAAGAACCAAAAUAUGAACAAAGUUUUUGUUACACGAAUUUGGCACUACUUUUAAGCAAAACUUUGAUUAAUUACAAUGAACAUUACAAUUCGUUUGCUAUUAAAAGUUUCGUCCAAAUUGCAAAUAUUCUAACUAACCAAAAGUCAGACAAACUUAAUUUAUAUCGAAAAAUAUUUUGGUAUUUAUUCGAAAAUUUGGAACGAAGCGCUGUGGAAAUCCUAGCUGUGACAAUUUUGCAAAAUUCUGACCCCUCAAUUUACACAAUUAAAAAUGUUCUGGCUCCUAAAUUAAUCCAAAGUGAUAAUUGGAAAUACAUUUUGUGUACAAAAAUUCCUCUGUUAUCACACUACGAUAACGACAACCUCAUAAAAAAUUUAAUAGUGUAUUUAAGUACCACUUCCGAGCAUAAUUUGUUUACACUAUUGGUAAAUUUAGUCACUGUUUGGGCCGACAAAUCAGCCCUAAAUCACACAAGUGUAGAACACCACUUGUAUUUAACAAAACUAAUCAUAGUUGCGAUAAAUAGUUUCAAAAAUAUUGGUCUCAGUGAGCAUCAAAGACAGAUUUUACAAUCAAAAAUGUACUCGGGGGUUCCUGUCCACUUGGAAAAUUCUACCACUUCUGUAAGGGCUAUGGGAAUGAAAGCUGCAGAAAUUGUUUUGAAUUUUAUCCAGACUGAGAAUGAGAAAAGCGAAAGUUUGCUAUUCGAAUUUGAAAAAAUGCCAAUUGAGGGAAAAGAAAUUGGGGGAAUUUUGCAAAAAUUAUAUGAUACUGAUAUGACGAUAUACUUCAAAAAUAAAGAUGUCGAAGAAAACAUUUACGCAUUGAUUUCAAGGCUGUUAGAGGUGGAAAAGUGUGUCGAAUAUGUGCCUCCAGUGAGACAAUUGAAGAAUCAAGAGGAACCCAAAAAUGUGUUUGUGGCUGAACCAAUCCACGAAAAAAAUAAUUUGCUCACGAUUAUUGACAGUACUGACUUUGAAUUGGAUUCAGAUGAUGAUUUGGAGCCCUACGACUUGUCAAAUGAUGUGAAAUUGUCGAAAAAGGAGCCCCCGAAAUAUUUGCGGGAUUUGAGAGACGGUCUAUUGGAGACGCAACAUUGUGACAUUUUUACUUUAAGUCUUGAAGUUUGUGAAGAUUUGAUAAUCAAACAAUUACCCGACGAUGAUGUCUCACUUGGGAUAGAAUUAUUACAAAUUUUGGUUGCACUAGACCAACGUUUUUACGUAGAAAAUUUUGAUUCGUUGGUAUUUAAAAGUUGUGUUGCUAUCACUUGCAUUUAUCCAUCACAGUGUGCUGAAUAUCUUUGCAAAGAAUUUCAUGCUGACAUUGGAACUUACUCGAUUUCCCACCGUAUUUUUCUACUCGAUGUUUUAAGUGAAGCUUCAAGGACUUUGUCAUCUCUCACACCGGAAAAACCGGAUGAAAAAAUUGCAAUCAAUCGAAAAAAGAAAAACUCAGAAUUGGAAAACGCUGAAAAAAUCAUUAAAAAACGUCUAGAGACCAAAACUCGUUACUUCCACAAACACAAACCUUUCCGAUUGGAAAAACUCAAUAAGUUUGCACACGUUGCCGGUCAUUUCUUUUUUCCUCUAUUGUACGGUUAUAACCGAAAUAAAAUGAUUUCGCAAAUUCCCCAAAAUGACAGUGAUUUUAUAUUGUUGAUUCAUUUUACUCGAACUCUGUCCGUAGUAAUUUGUGCGUCGCAGAAUUGUCUUAUUGAACCACGAAUGGCGAAAGAAGUGCUACAUUUUUCGUGGUAUUUGCGUUUUCACAAGGAAGUCAAAGUGAGGAUGGCUGUUAUUAGUUUGAUAGGAGCUGCUGUUCUAAAUACACCAAAAGAGAUUUUAGUUUCGGAUUUUAUCGAUGAAUUGUUUGAGUUUAGGCUCUGGUUGGGCGAUUUACUGAAUUUGAAUGUGACUCGUGGAGAGCCGAAUUUGGAGUGUAGGAGUUUAGCGGCUAGUACUAUGUGUAUUAUUGAUAGUUUUUUGAAAGUUGAUGAUGAAUAAAGGUUUUCUAAUUAAA